AUGACCACAAACAAGAAGACAUUUCCCAUAUGUGGCGUCACUUAUGUGAGCCAGAUCGAGCAUGAAUACUUGCACAGCAAGAAGCUUUCAGUGUGUGCAAACUGUUUAGCUUUGGGCUUUCAGAAAUCUCUGAGGCGCUGUAAUGGCUGCCAGUUGGUUGACUAUUGUUCCAAGGAUUGCCAGAAAACCCACUGGCCCAAACACAAACCGUUUUGCAAUCUAGUGCAAGGGAAAGGAUCCCCCGAUGCAUACUUAUCCUCUAAGGACCAUGAUGAGGUGCUCAGGAUCAUCAUCGAUGCUUACCGCUUGAGAGUGGAGACCGACCAUGAGUCGCGGGAGGAGGAUCAUGGAAUAUAUUAUCCCGGGAAACCCAUCGACGGGUUAGUCUGGGCCAAAGGAGACGCCAUUGACGAUUUCCAGCGUUUCCUCGAUUUGAUCGAAGGGACCGACAUCUUGCCUAAAUGGUGGAGGUUCGAGGACCGAAUGGAAUGCCUCCUCAUGGCGAUUGACAAAGAAAGCCCCGAGUCCAUCUUCAAACCAAUCAACCAAGCGGAACUUCCCACACGUUAUGGCGGGGAUACUUCCAUUCGGGUGGCCUUGGCCAUCAUAGCUGAAAUGGUGGUAGGUUAUGAUGGCAAAGGUCCUGCCAAAGACGAUACCUGGUUCCAGGGUUUUCAGGAGUUCUUGGAUCUCCAUCCGGAGGAGAGAGCGCGUCUGAUUAAGCCGAGUGUUGACAUGGCGGAACAAAUCAUGAAGGAGCAUGGCACCGAUUUCCAACAAACACCAAAUGCGGCUGACCAGUGA
This is a messenger RNA of Exophiala dermatitidis NIH/UT8656, 804 nucleotides long. RefSeq lists its product as uncharacterized. The transcript has 3 exons. Bases 1 to 804 code for a protein of 267 amino acids. The record is from RefSeq and is a predicted model, not a curated record. NCBI's taxonomy places the organism in Eukaryota, Fungi, Ascomycota, Eurotiomycetes, Chaetothyriales, Herpotrichiellaceae.